This is a messenger RNA of Argentina anserina (silverweed cinquefoil), 1636 nucleotides long. RefSeq names its product KIN17-like protein. Gene Ontology annotation, molecular function: double-stranded DNA binding. NCBI's taxonomy places the organism in Eukaryota, Viridiplantae, Streptophyta, Magnoliopsida, Rosales, Rosaceae. The transcript is spliced from 2 exons. The record is from RefSeq and is a predicted model, not a curated record. Gene Ontology annotation, biological process: DNA damage response; DNA replication. Gene Ontology annotation, cellular component: nucleus. The coding region runs from base 169 to 1335 and encodes 388 amino acids.
CCUUCUUCCGGUCAAUCUUUCCCGUCCGACGACUCCAAAUUUGACUCCUUUCCCUGUCCCCUGACCUUUCCCCUAUCAAAGAUCUCACCUUUUUUUCCCAAUUCUAAUUCUAGGUUUAGGGUUAGGGUUUCCGCCCCCAAAUCAAAAACCCCUGAAUCCAAUUCCACCAUGGGGAAGAACGACUUCCUAACCCCGAAGGCGAUCGCAAACCGCAUCAAAGCCAAAGGCCUCCAGAAGCUCCGGUGGUACUGCCAGAUGUGCCAGAAGCAGUGCCGCGACGAGAACGGCUUCAAGUGCCACUGCAUGAGCGAGAGCCACCAGCGCCAGAUGCUCAUCUUCGGCGAGAACCCCCACCGCGUCGUCGAAGGCUACACCGAGGAGUUCGAGUCCAGCUUCCUCGAGCACAUGAAGCGCAGCCACCGCUUCAGCCGCAUCGCCGCCACCGUCGUCUACAACGAGUACAUCAACGACCGCCACCACGUCCACAUGAACUCCACGGAGUGGGCCACGCUGACGGAGUUCGUCAAGCAUUUGGGCCGGACCGGCAAGUGCAAGGUGGAGGAGACGCCGAAGGGGUGGUUCAUAACGUACAUUGAUCGCGAUUCGGAGACUUUGUUUAAGGAGAGGGAGAAGCUGAAGAGAGUGAAGGCCGAUCUGGCGGAGGAGGAGAAGCAGGAGAGGGAGAUUAAGAAGCAGAUUGAGAGGGUUUAUCAGUCGAUGCCGGUUUCGGACAAUGUGGAUGGUCAGGGUGGUGAGGGGGUGAGUAGGGAGCUGAAAAUCGAGGCUGGUGUGAAGAUUGGCUUCGCGCUUGGGGGAGGGAAGAAGGAGAGAGGGGAGAGUUCGAAGCUGGUCUUUGAGGAGGUGGAGGAUGAAAAGAAGAGUAAGAAGGCGAAAACUGGUGGUGGCGGUGGGGCAGGGAGCGCGGCGUUGGAGGAGUUGAUGAGGGAGGAGGAGAGGAAGAAGGAGAGGGUGAAUAGGAAGGACUAUUGGGUGUGUGAGGGGAUUAUUGUGAAGGUUAUGAGUAAGGCGUUGGCGGAGAAGGGGUACUAUAAGCAGAAAGGGGUUGUGAGGAAAGUGAUUGAUAAGUAUGUUGGAGAGAUUCAGAUGCUUGAGAGUAAGCAUGUGUUGAGAGUUGAUCAGAAGGAGCUUGAGACGGUGAUUCCGCAGAUUGGCUGCCUUGUGAAGAUAGUGAACGGGGCGUAUAGAGGGUCGAAUGCAAGGUUGCUGGCGGUGGACACGGAUAAGUUUUGUGCUAAGGUGCAGAUAGAGAAGGGUGUGUAUGAUGGUAGGGUGCUUCAAGCUGUUGACUAUGAGGAUAUUUGUAAACUUGCCUAGUUUGUGCGCGUUUGAUAGACUUUCGGCUUAUGAUGGAGAUUCAGCCGCCUCAAUGCGGAUAAUCAUCUGCUUUUCAAAGCAUCCGGCAUUAUUCGUCAGAUUAAGUUUCACUGAUUGCCAGUAGAUAAUCGAGGUAGUGUGGUUUCUGGUUAGGUGUGAUUUCAAAGGCAAUUGUUUGUCAGAUUAUGAGGUUUGCAUAUUGUCUGAUCAGAGCGUACCAAUGACCAUUUUAUUUCCGUGGUGUGCUGCUUACAGCCUCAGCUGUCUAUACGUUGACUAUGAUAUAUGAAAAUAGCAAAUU